This is a messenger RNA of Sebastes umbrosus (honeycomb rockfish), 2954 nucleotides long. RefSeq names its product interferon-induced protein 44-like. The transcript is spliced from 6 exons. NCBI's taxonomy places the organism in Eukaryota, Metazoa, Chordata, Actinopteri, Perciformes, Sebastidae. The coding region runs from base 1191 to 2186 and encodes 331 amino acids. The record is from RefSeq and is a predicted model, not a curated record.
UCAGAUAACUCCUCAGGCACGCCCUGCGUCAAAAUGUGCACACACACGGGUGCCGAGAUGCAGUUAACAGGGAGUUAAACAAAACAUUAAUCUAACAGUCAGACUAAAUGUGGAUGUUUCACUCAUCAGUUGUUGUCUCUGCUCAGCCUACUGUAGUGUAACAUUAGUCCAUUGUUUUAUUCCAUGAUACUGAACAGAAUAAUCCAAACAGGUAGAAGAAGUAAGAUACGAGAGGAGCACAGGAUGCUUUUUACUCUCUUGGUCCUAAUUGUGCUUUAAUGCACCAGGAUUGUAGGUCUACUUUCUCUCAUUUUUUUCUAUUGAGCUAGAUUUAAAAAAACAAAACAAAAAAAACAACAACACGCAAAUGGAGCGGAUCAAAACGAGGCUUCUUACUGAAAUAUUGUAGUGACGGCUCAUAGUUUCCAUAGUUGUCUCUUUGCGUUGUGUGUUCGUGUUUUAUUUGAACCAUUAGUGAGGUGGCGGUUAUAUUUUUUGACAGGUAGCUCUUAAUAAAGUUUCACUAGUGAACUUUAUUACAUAUAACUGCGAGCGUCAAUGCCUGUGCUGAAAGUGUCAGUAAUCAAGUUAAUAUUUCCAUUUACAUCCAGGACAACUGACCCGGUUUUCUCGGCUUAUUUUAUCUAAACUAAUCAGCCGUUCCUCUCAAUAUGAGUGACAGGAAAAAAUAGGAACCGUGUGUCCGAUAGAAGUUCAGACAAAACGUCGUGCCGCGCUGUGCAGCACCGUGUUGCUGUGCAGCACCGUGUUGCUCGCGGCCAGUUAGGACACUCCAAUAAAAAACAAUGUAAUUAAGCCCAAGUACAUGUCCUAGUUGUUUCCAAAAUGCAAAACUAUCCCUGUUUUGUGCUUUAUUUUGCAUUGCAGUGUUAAGUCCUUCCAUUACCAAACUGUAUGACUUAAUUUUACUAAUAGCUUAACUGUUAUUUCAGUUUAGUUUUUUGUCAGGAGAGAAUUCAGCUGAGGGGUCACAGUGACCUUUCUGGACGGGCCUGGACCCCCAAGGCCCGUCCCUAACGCCGACGCUGCCGCUACAUUUAUACGCUUAAAAAGUUACAAACAGUCCCUUUUAACAUUUAAUUUUAGACAAUAAGGAAAUGACUUCUCCUGAACUUUUUAUUUAAAUUCAUGCAUAUUUACAUGUAACUGUCUUACACUGCAGCGCAGUGAUGGGAAGCGGUAAGUCUUCACCUGUCACAAUUUCAGCUCGUAAGAUGUUCCAAAUAUUGCAACCGUUAUUAACAUUUUUAAUAAUGCUAACAUUCACAAAAAUGAUGCAUGAUGUGGAUGAUGUUAUAAAAUACAGCUUUGUCUCACUGUAUGUCAACAUAAUAUCUUUCUCUUCAGCAUUAUUCUGUCAGCCAUGGAGAGCUAUGCCGAAGGACAACCAGGAGGAUCUCGAUUUUGUGAAAUCCUACCAGCCUCAAAACAAAGAAGUCAAACGUUUCAGAAUUCUGCUUUAUGGACCAGUCGGUGCUGGCAAGUCCAGUUUCAUCAACUCAGUUGAAAGUGUUUUACGAGGCAGAGCUGCUCGUCGAGCUUUGACAGAUGCAACCUCUGGAAGCAGCUUUACCAAACAAUACAAAACUUAUAAAAUCCACAAAGACCCUGAGAGCUUUUACUCUUUCAUUUUCAAUGACAUCAUGGGCUUUGAGCAAGGGAUGGACAGUGGAGUUCCUGUGGAAGACGUCAAACUGGCCCUGAGGGGACAUGUGAAAGAGGGUUACACGUUCAUUCCUGAAAGCCAAUUGAAGGAGACUGAUCCGGACUACAACUCAUCUCCCACUCUGGAAGACAGAGUUCACGUUCUGGUUUCUGUCAUUCCUGCCAGCACAGUAACUCUGAUAAGUGACAAAGUUGUGAAGAAGAUGAGAGACGUCAGAGAAGCAGCCAGUGAAAUGGGAAUUCCUCAACUGGCUAUUCUCACCAAAGUUGAUGAAGCCUGUCCUGAGGUGAAAGAAAAUGUAGGCACAAUCUAUAGGAGCAAGUACCUGAAGGAACAGGUCGACAAAUUCAGCGUGCUGCUAGGCCUUCCACUGAACUGCAUCUUUCUGGUGAAGAACUACGAGUCCGAAAUCAACACAAAUGCUUCCACUGAUGCGCCGAUACUGUGUGCACUGAGACAGAUGAUUAACUCUGGAGAAGACUUCCUCAACAACCUGUAGACCUACAUACAGCUGAUUCAAACCUUGUAUGAUCAAAACAUGAAAAAAAUGGCUUCUUUAAAAAUUGAUCAUUAUGUAAUGUGAGGCUUCAUUAUAUGCGUCUUAGUUGAGUUUGAUUUUUUCUUUUUCCUAUUUUACUUUCAAGAUUCAAGAUUCAAGAGUUUGAUUUGUCACAUGCUCAUACAGGAUGUGCAGUGAAAUGUAAAGUGGCAGUGCUCACAGGAUUGUGCAAAGAACAGCUAAACAACUAUACAAAUAUAUUUACAAUGUAAUAAAAAUUGAAGGGACAAAGGUAUUGUAUUUACAGUAGAAGGGGUCAGUAUGCAGUAUUAUGAAAUGUUAUUUCCUUCUGAUAUAGAUAUAGAAGAUAUAGAUUCAGCAUUGUUUGUGUUAUCAAUAGUCUUCAUCUUUCUGUCACCAUCUGCUACAUGAGUAAUUGAUAUACAAAUGGAUCUUUUGUGGGUGAAGUAUUUCUUUAAGCACUUAAAGUAUGCAAUGUAGUCACUAUGCAGUAGAAUACCCCCUGUCAGUGUAAUCAUUAUAUGCAGUAUCAUAAAUUACAGUAUAUCAUCUGCAAAAAGGAUGCUUUUUUUUGUAUGUAAAAUCAAGAUUAACUGAGUACAACAUCAUUAUUUCCUUUCGCUAUAAUAUGAAUUCUAAUGAUAUAUGUGAUGAGGCAUCAAACUGUGGAGAGAUAUUUAGCAAUCAAUGGAACAAUAGUUCAUUUAUUACACAAGGGAUAUAAACCAAUAAAAAAGUAAAAGUUUA